Messenger RNA from Fulmarus glacialis (Northern fulmar), 1744 nucleotides. RefSeq names its product autocrine motility factor receptor, E3 ubiquitin protein ligase (gene AMFR). The transcript is spliced from 13 exons. Gene Ontology annotation, cellular component: ubiquitin ligase complex; cytosol; endoplasmic reticulum. Lineage: Eukaryota; Metazoa; Chordata; Aves; Procellariiformes; Procellariidae. Gene Ontology annotation, biological process: ubiquitin-dependent protein catabolic process; endoplasmic reticulum unfolded protein response; protein K48-linked ubiquitination. Gene Ontology annotation, molecular function: ubiquitin protein ligase activity; ubiquitin binding. Bases 33 to 1682 code for a protein of 549 amino acids. The record is from RefSeq and is a predicted model, not a curated record.
AGGUGCUAGUGAACACUGCCUGCUGUUUCCUGAUGUUGGUUGCUAAGCUAAUCCAGUGUAUGGUGUUCGGUCCUCUUCGUGUCAGUGAGAGGCAGCAUCUCAAGGAUAAAUUCUGGAAUUUCAUUUUCUACAAGUUCAUCUUCAUUUUUGGUGUGCUGAAUGUUCAGACGGUGGAAGAAGUGGUGAUGUGGUGCCUCUGGUUCUCUGGACUUGUAUUUCUUCAUCUUAUGGUUCAGCUCUGCAAGGAUCGCUUUGAAUAUCUUUCCUUUUCUCCUACCACACCCAUGAGCAGCCACGUCAGAGUCCUGACCCUGCUCAUAGCCAUGCUCCUGUCCUGCUGUGGAUUAGCAGUUGUCUGUGGUAUUAUUGGCUACACCCAUGGCAUGCACACGUUGGCUUUCAUGGCAGCAGAGUCUCUGCUUGUGACAGUCAGAACUGCUCAUGUGAUUUUACGCUAUGUAAUUCAUCUCUGGGAUCUCAACCAUGAAGGAACGUGGGAGGGCAAAGGCACUUACGUCUACUACACAGAUUUUGUCAUGGAGCUAACCUUGCUUUCACUGGACUUGAUGCAUCAUAUUCAUAUGCUGCUGUUUGGCAAUAUCUGGUUGUCAAUGGCGAGCCUGGUGAUUUUUAUGCAGCUGCGCUACCUGUUUCACGAGGUUCAACGAAGAAUUCGGCGGCACAAGAACUACCUGCGUGUGGUUGGAAACAUGGAAGCUAGGUUUGCAGUUGCAACACCAGAGGAGCUAGCAGUCAAUAAUGACGACUGUGCCAUUUGCUGGGACUCCAUGCAAUCCGCACGUAAACUCCCUUGCGGCCAUCUCUUCCACAACUCAUGCCUGCGGUCCUGGCUGGAACAAGAUACAUCUUGCCCCACCUGCAGAAUGUCUCUUAAUAUCACUGACAGCCAUCAUGUGAGGGAGGAUCACCAAAGGGAAAAUCUGGAUGAGAACCUGGUCCCCGUGGCAGUAGCAGAAGGCAGACCACGCUUGAACCAGCACAAUCACUUCUUCCACUUUGACGGCUCUCGAAUUGCCAGCUGGCUGCCCAGUUUUUCAGUAGAAGUGAUGCAUACUACAAACAUCCUCGGUAUCACACAAGCCAGCAACUCCCAGCUUAAUGCUAUGGCCCAUCAGAUUCAGGAGAUGUUCCCUCAGGUUCCUUAUCAUUUAGUUCUACAGGAUCUGCAGCUAACCCGUUCUGUAGAGAUCACCACUGACAACAUCUUAGAAGGGCGCAUCCAGGUACCUUUCCCCACGCAGCGUGCAGAUAGCAUUAGACCUGCAUUGAACAGUUCUGUGGAACGGCACAGUACUGAUCAGGAGGAUACUGAAACUGUCACCCAGACUGAGAGAGUGCCACUUGAACUCAACUCAAGACUGGAAGAAACGGUGGAAUUCAGCGAAAUGGAAGCAGAGCCUAGUGAAGCAGAAGAUUUUGAGGCCAGGGGAAGUCGCUUUUCAAAGUCAGCUGAUGAAAGGCAGCGUAUGUUGGUUCAGCGGAAGGAGGACUUGUUGCAGCAAGCUCGAAAGCGUUAUUUAAACAAAACCUCCGAUGAGGAGUUGACCACAGAGAAGCCCUCUCCUCCGCCUGAGGGAGCAUCCGCCGAUCCCGUCACCCUGCGUCGCAGGACACUCGCUGCCGCCGCCGAACGGAGACUUCAGAUGCAGCAAAACUCUUAGCGCUCGUUGCCCCUCCUUCCUCCUCCUCGUGAGCAAUGUUGAAUAAAUCAAUUAAAUACAAA